Molecule: messenger RNA, 673 nt
Organism: Oppiella nova
Lineage: Eukaryota; Metazoa; Arthropoda; Arachnida; Sarcoptiformes; Oppiidae
Source: the annotation of a GenBank genome assembly
AGUCAAUCAUCACUUCUAUAGACGACAACAUAACUCCUCGAUUGGCGACUCAUUACACAAAUCAACACUUGUUUACCACUUAUUGAUAUAAUUAAACACAAAUAUCAUACUAACAGUAAUAAUAACACAAUAGUUGUCAUAUUAAAGUGGUAUUCAUCGAUGAAUUAGUGAAUAAUAGCGAGCAAUGGGUGACUGUGGAGAGGAUUUGCCCACAAUUGUGGUGACGGGAUUUGGUUUAUUCCGCAAUUAUAAGUCCAACCCUUCGUGGGAUUGUGUCCAACGAUUGCGAUUAAAAGGCGUUAAUCUUAGAGUAGAAGAAAUACCCGUCGCUUACGAUGAGGUCGACAAACGAGUGGCUCUAAUCUGGAGCCGAUAUAAGCCUUUUCUGGUGAUCCAUUGCGGAGUGUCCUGUUUGGCGAAAUGUAUCACUUUGGAGACCCGAGCCCUUCGCCACCACACGCUGUACGACAAGCCAGACAUCUACGGCCGACUGCCCGACGGCACACAAACCGCUGCAACAAAUCAACUCAAUUGUUACCAAUCGCUGGAACCAAACGACUUAUCCGAUUGCAUCGAAAGUGGGAUCAAUUUGAAAGAAGUUUGUCAUCGAGUGAACCAACACUUCCACAACGGAUUCAUUCCAAUGCCUGCCGUCCUCUCGUCAAACGCCGGA